GGCGGUGUGUUGGAGCCGCUGUUCCUGGGCUGGCACGUUCCACGUUAUAUAUUUUGUAUCAAGACAUAACGUUGGAGACCGUCUACGAAGUAUUUAAUUGGAAACAGUUUAUCUAAAACAUUUAGCUAUUUUCAGCUCCAGAUUCCCAACGAUUUAUAAAUAAAACACCAUAAAAUGGCGGUGGUGAGCGGGAUGUCAGGGUCGGCAGUCGCCCGGCUUGAGGGCCGAGAAUUCGAGUAUCUUAUGAAGAAGCGCUCGGUAACCAUCGGUCGAAAUUCUUCUCACGGGUCUGUGGAUGUCAGCAUGGGUCACUCAAGUUUUAUUUCACGAAGACACCUUGAAAUAUUUACUGCGGGCGAAGAUGGCGCGGGCAGCGGCGACUUCUAUCUUCGAUGUCUCGGCAAAAAUGGGGUGUUUGUGGAUGGGGUGUUCCAAAGGCGAGGGGCUCCUCCUCUGCAGCUUCCACGAAUGUGCACUUUCCGUUUCCCCAGCACAAACAUCAAGAUCACUUUCACAGUUUUGGCAACUGACAAGAAGGAACGAAGGAACGCCCCCGAGUCCCCAGUGAAAGCGGUUCAGCCUCAGAUAUCCCCGCUGACCAUUAACAUUCCGGACAACAUCACUCACCUGAUGAGUCCCCUCCCUUCCCCCACCAGCACCAUCAGUGCUGCCAACUCCUGUCCGUCCAGCCCCAGAGGGGCGGGGUUGUCCAGCUACAGGAUGGGACGCGGACUCACUGCCGAAUUCAUCGGGGACAACUCUCAGUCAGAGAAUGACAAAGACGCCUCAGGAGGGGACAGUCCAAAGGAUGACUCUAAACCCCCUUACUCGUAUGCACAGUUGAUUGUCCAAGCGAUCACAAUGGCACCAGACAAGCAACUCACAUUGAAUGGCAUCUAUACGCACAUCACUAAAAACUACCCGUAUUAUAGGACUGCAGAUAAAGGCUGGCAGAACUCAAUCCGUCACAAUCUGUCACUGAACCGCUACUUUAUUAAAGUGCCCAGAUCCCAGGAGGAACCAGGCAAAGGGUCUUUCUGGAGAAUAGACCCCUCAUCGGAGGGCAAGCUCAUAGAGCAGGCCUUCAGGAAGCGAAGGCCUCGGGUGCCGUGCUUCAGGACUCCGCUAGGUCCCCUUUCUUCCAGGAGUGCGCCCGCUUCUCCGAACCAUGCAGGGGGGCUCUCCGCCCACUCCAGCGGGGUGCAGACCCCCGAGAGCUUAUCGCGAGAAGGCUCUCCCAUUCCCAUGGAGCCUGAGCCCACCCCUGCCCCCACUCCAGCCGCCGCCUCUACCGCUCCUGUCCAGCCCAAGCUUGCAGUCAUUCAAGAGGCACGCUUCACCCAGAAUGCCCCUGGGUCUCCCAUGGCCGGCCAGCCAGUCCUAAUCACCGUUCAGCGGCAACUCCCCCAGACCAUUAAGCCGGUGACCUACGCCAUGGCCUCGCCCGUCUCCACCCCCUCCUCCUCAUCAUCCUCCUCGCCCCAGCCCACCGUGGUGCAGACGUUACACGUGGUUCACCAGCUCCCGGCUGUGGCAGUCACCACGGUGGCCAGCCUCACCGCCGGCGCUACCUACACGGCCAACGCCGCCUACACUGCCAACGCCCAGUCGGGGCAGCAGAACGGUGGUGACCACUCGGAGGUCAAAGUGAAAGUAGAAGCGAUGCCUGCCAUCUCAAACGCCUCUAUAGGUGGGGCCAGUCGCUUCAUUCAGACCUCCCAGGGCACACCCCUCCAGACUGUUACCUUGGUGCAGCAGGCUCCAUUGGGUCAGCACCAACUGCCAAUCAAAACCAUCACACAGAACGGCACGCACGUAGUGCCCAUCAGCGCUGCCAUCUCAACUGCAGGAAACACGGCAGUGGCAAGUCCCCUCCACUUACUGGCAACCCACGCCUCGGCGUCGGCCUCCCUGCCAACCAAGCGCCAAAACGGAGAGCCGUCAGAUCAGUCGGAGCCCAAGAAGCUCAAAACUGAGGACGAGACGGAAGGUGGAGGAGUCUUCGCCGUGACUACAGACAGAGACAAGCAGGCGGUCAACGAAUAGGGCUUCUCCUUCCAUUCUCAUCCUGUUACCCGCGAGUCUCUCAUUUCUUGUUUUCUCUUCCCCAUUUUUUUUUUUGGCCAUAAUCAUUUUCCAUCAUUACUUAUUUCACCGAUUUCAAUGGUGCCAAAAAAAGGAAACCACAUGUUUUAAGAACAGAUGGAUUGGGAAAGUGUCAUCUCUGAGUUCGUAGGCGAAGUGGAAAGACAAUGCGUUUGGUGCAAAAAUGACCAGGAAGGCCGAGGAACGCAAACAAAAGGAAGGAUAACUUCAAGUGUACAGUGAGCAAAGCACAUGAAGCCUUUACACAUAACCAGAAAUAAAACUGUAUUUGAACCCCAAGGCCUACCUAAACUUCAUAGAACAACCACCCAGGUCUUCAGGAGGUUCUAGAACCUUCCACCUCCACUACCUCUUUGUGGACUGGAAAUAAAAAGGCAAAGGGAUGAUGGUUGGACCUUUCCAAAUUUGAAUGACUUAUCAGAAAGCAUGACACAAUCAAAACACUUUAGAAGUGAGAAUAUGUCUCUAAAGUCGUCAUCCAAUGCUAUUUUGUAUGCAGAUAUUCACAGUGGCUUACAGCCAGUUUUGUUUUGAAGUGGGGACUGCAACUUCUUUACCUGAUCCAUGGACACAACCAUACUGCUGCUAUUUAUGAAGUCCUUUAGAAAAGAAGUUGCAGUGGAUGAAGGAGCAAGUCUUCAAAGCGUCAUGACCAUGUUGUUUGUUGACAAACAAACAAGCAAGCAAAAGUUCUCAUGUUGUGUAACAGAUUGGAAUAUCUUCUAUUCUAUUUAGUAGCAUAAAAACACCUAACCUUGGAACCGCCAAGGUGUUCCAAAUUAAGUUCCACAAUAGGAGAAUGUGUGGAACUAUUGUCCUGUACCAUGGCAGCUAGCCUUUAUGUAAAACCUACCUAAUGCAGUCCUAACUAGAUAUGCAGUAUUUUGUGGUACAUGUGUAUCAUAGUCUUAUUUGUGUGUGUUUUUCCAUUUACCAAGGCACCCAAAAGCAACUGGGACAACACCAGAAUGGGAUCUUCUCACAUUCACAAGCAUUCAAGUUUUAGGGUUUAAAAAAAAAAAAAAAGAAAAAAAAAACAGACUCUAACUUUAUCAGAAUGAAUGUAGUUUCUCUGUAAAAGAAAAAAAACAAAACACUAUUGAUACAGUGGAUUUGUGUUUAUUUUUCUGUUGAGUCCAAAUUAUGUUUUUUUUUUUGUUACAUCUAAAGUUUUUUUUUUUUUUUUUUUUUUUUCAUAUUUUAACAAAUAACCUAUAAGAUAAGAGAUAUAUUUCCAUUCGUAUUUGAACAAAACACUUCAUCUGAGCUUGCAUGUUUAAUGAGUAGAGAAACCUAUACAGGACCUGAGCAGAACCCCCUAAGGAACUGUGAAGAAACUUAAAAAAAGGAAAUAUUUUCCUGCGUGAUUUCCAACCAGAGCUGCACUUACCUUGUCCCUAUAUCUCUGACAUCCUCUUUUCCCUCUCCUUUUAAUUCUUUUUUUAUGUUUUCCCUGUCUGCGGUGUUUGUACUUUGUGUUGAAGUUGGCAAUGUCUUUGCCCAAUUUUUUUUUUUUUUUUUUUUUUUUUUAUAAAAGUCUGCUCAGAUUGGACAAAAAAAAGUUUAUUCAAAUGGUAUAUGUUCCUUAAGGAGAAAAAUAAGUGAUAGAUGUUUGUUCUGCUUCAGUGGGUAAAUGCCUUUUAUAUAUUAAAUUAAAAAAUAACUAAUGUA
Messenger RNA from Alosa alosa (allis shad), 3777 nucleotides. RefSeq names its product forkhead box K2a (gene foxk2a). Gene Ontology annotation, molecular function: protein binding; DNA-binding transcription factor activity, RNA polymerase II-specific; RNA polymerase II cis-regulatory region sequence-specific DNA binding. Lineage: Eukaryota; Metazoa; Chordata; Actinopteri; Clupeiformes; Clupeidae. Gene Ontology annotation, biological process: regulation of transcription by RNA polymerase II. Bases 175 to 2046 code for a protein of 623 amino acids. The record is from RefSeq and is a predicted model, not a curated record. The transcript has 9 exons.